CAAGAUAAUGGAUGAAGCCAACAAGGCCCUAAAAACAGAUGGAGCUUGCAACGAUCUCUAUGUAAACACGGCUAUUGUCCUUUUAGCAGCACAAAAAAAAACAAACAAUACAAACAAAGAAGGCAAAUGUAAAGAUAAAGUCCUAAGAAGAUUUCAAGGAUAAUGUUAUUCAUAUUCUUACAUUAUUUAACAUCCUGAAUCCUAAAAUGAUACUUACGUGUCUCGCAAAUAAAAGAAAAACAAUCAAACCUGACCUUACCUUACCUACUUACCUAUAACCUACCAACCUACAACCUACAACCUAACAACCUACAACCUAACAACCUAAAACAUACAAAUCUACAACCUAAACUAACCUAAAACCUGAAAUUUCUGUUGUUGCAUAUCAACAGUGUCACAAUUGUAGUUAGGACUUCAUGUUGACAAAUACCAGAAAGAAAAUAAUAGCCGACAAUGUCCUACAUUUUACCAGCUACAAGAAUUAGAAAUGAUAUUAUUUUUGAGAAGUGCUUUAGCUUGUGAUGUAAUAACAUCCAAAUAUAAAUAGGUAUGCGCCCCCAUAUGAGGGUGCAUAUUUGGCUUCACAUGGCUCAGGCAACCUCUCCAUAAUGGCCAUUCUUUGUAUGACACCCACACUGAAAGUGCAUCUUUGCUGUAGUUAUUGCUGACAUGCAUUCUCAUGUUUGCAGGACAAUCUCCUAUCAUUUAUGAAGAAACCAGGGUUAUUUUGAAAAUAUAUCACUCAGAAAAAGCAGCAAGCCUAUAAUUCUGGCCAGUUAUCAAUGGAUUAGAGAAAUGAGCUUAUCAAACAGCACGAAUCCACGAUGCUGGCGGUCUAGGCCAGUAGCCAGCUUCAGCUUCUGGCGAUGGAAGGGGCCUUCGGCUGAUGCAAGACAGCCCUGGCCCCUGCCAGCCUGCCCCGCCACUGGUGACGAGCGCUAGCGCGUCAGCGACCGCCCGAGCGACUCUGAUCAUCAAGCUGUGCAAGUAAUGCUCUACCUGCUGAUCUACCACCGAGGGCUCCGCGCCGGCCGCAUCCGAAGGAGGAUGCGCCAUGUACUGCGCAGCCGAGGAGACCUACUGGCCACUCGUGAGGCCUACAAUCUGCAUGACCAUCGAGUACGUCCGAGGCGCUCUUUCUCCCAAGCCACCUGGGUAUGGACGGACGGGCCGGCUGACGCAAGAGUCCGCAGCGGAGGGGCCGGGGCCUUGGCCAGCUCUGCACCAGCUAGAGCGCGGAGAUGGCUGCGCUCCGCUCAGCCAUCAGCGCGACCACCUGUGGCACCUGAGCGCCCCGGUCGUCUUUUGCACAGGCUCCCAGGCGGCGCUCGCGACACUGAGGGAGGGCCCAGCCACACAGAAAACCUCGAUGGGCGCCGCCGUGUGGACGGGGCUGGCAGUCUUGUUCCGCCAAUUCCACCUGCAAUUGAUGCCGUCCCAUUCCGGCAUAGAUGGUAACAAGGCGCCGACCAGGCCGCUAAGGAGCCUCGAGCGCGAGCCUCGAGCGCGGAGGCGGCCCCGCUCCCCCAGGCGACAGUCCCGGGGGAUGUUGGCACUGCCCACCGCGCGGCCAUCAGAUUGGCCCGCCACUGUGCCACCGCCGCCUGGCCGGACAGUUGGUGCCAGUUUCUGAUGGGGGGGGGGGGGCUGCCUGCCGCCGCUAGCGGUUGCGGAGUACCGAGCAUCGGCUGCCGAUCUCUACCGGCUUCGUACGGGCCAGUGGUUGGGCUUCCGCCAGUAUCUUCACUGUAUAGAACAGAACCCUACUGACGAACGCCGCCAGCGCUCCGACAUCGACUCCCCCCCCCCCUCCCCCAUCACCUAUUCUUUCGGUGCCCAGCCCUCAUAUGACGGAGCCUCCGUCGAUUCGGCACCGUCUUCCUGAGCCCCGAGGCGGUCCGUGAGCCGUGAGGACGAAGAGGUGGCGGCCCUGACGACCGCCGUGAGAAACCUCGAGAGCUGUACCAUUACGCCGCGGUAGCGGCUGGAGGAAGCAACGACAACAACACUGAAGGUCACAGCCGCCGCGUGGUCCCGUGCGGUGGCGUGCUGGCUGAUCGUAAAAUGCCCACGCCGCGCGGCGGUCCUGGCAGUGGUGGACCGGGCUGUGGUCCAGUCGUAGCCCGACUAAUGUUCAGAUUGGCGAGGUCUGCUAAAUGCCGCCGCGCGCCGUCCGUGCUCCGUGACCGGGACCUCGUCCGCCCACUCCCUCUCCGAGCUGACUGAUACGCCGAUGAUACUGCCACCCUCAGCGCCGGCGCGACGAUCCAGACAGCACUAGCUGCAGCUCAGCACUCGGCGGACCUCAUGGUGGGGUGGGCGGCGCGCAACAAGAUGACGAUCGCCAGCCAGAAAACGCAGAUAAUGGUGUUGUCCCAAUGGAGUCGGGACGCCAAAGAUGCCGUCAUCAAGGUAUCGGACGUUCCUGUCCGUGCGACCUCCACCAUCAAGCUGCUUGGGGUCACGUUUGUUUGACAGGCUGCUCCAUUUUGGAGAGCACUGCACCAACCUCAAGAGGAAGGCUCGCCCUCGCACCACCCAGCUGCGCAAGCUCACAGGACACUCCUGGGGACUUCAGGAGCACCACCUACGCGCGGUGGCCAACGGCUACGUCCGCGGCGCCAUCGAAUAUGCGGCGGCCGCGUGGCUCCCCGCAGCAUCCCGCUCCCACCUGGAGCUGGUGGACCGGGAGCUGCGCGCAGCGGCCCGCGCCGUGACGGGGUGCCCCAGGUCAGCGCCGACCCACGCUCUCAUGGCGGAGGCCGGCCUGCCCACCGCGGAAAUGCGACGCGCCACCCUCGCGACGAGGUUGCUGGCGCGCGCAUCCGCACUACCCGCCGGAGAUCCGCUCCGGGAGCUCGCCGAAGCCUCACGUCCCUGCCGACUCCGCAACAUCACAGGAUGGCGCGACGAGGGCAGACGGACGCUGGACGCCCUGGGCGUCACCGCCUCCCAGGUGGAACCCAUGGUCGUUGCACAGCUCCCACCGUGGACCUCAAGUGAGGGGAUCACGAUUUCCUGUGCCGUUCCGCCCGACUGCGUCCGUCGCCGCGCGGCAGUGGAGGCCAUGCUGGCCGACCUCCCCGGAGCAGAGCGGGCGACGUGGGUGUGGUCUGACGGCUUGGCGGAGGGAGGCACCGUGCGAGGAGGGGGCGGCGCCCUGAUCGUCCUCCCCGCCGGAGCCGAGUGGACGGUCAAGACCCCCGCCGGCGCCCUAUGCUCCAGCACCAGAGCUGAGCUGGUGGCCCUCCGUGCUGCCCUGGAGGAGAUUGCCGAAUCAGACCUCACACCGGACCAGGACACUCACCCGGACACCAUCAUCGUCUGCCUCGACUCCAGGGCGGCACAACAGACAGUGGAUGCGGGACCGGCGGCGCAGACGAGCCAGCUAGGCGACGCUAUCUGGCGGCUCCUAAUGCAGCUGGCCAACCGCGGUCGCCGUCUCCACCUCCAGUGGGUCCCGGCCCACUGUGGUCUGCCGGGCAACGAGCGGGCCGACAUGCUGGCGAUGGAGGCCGCCGAACUCGAGCAGACCAACGCCCCCCCCCCCCCCCCUGGAUGUCAAGAGCAUCACCCGCGCCGCCGCCAGGUCUGCGCGCCGAUCAUGGCAGGAGAGCCUGCCCGGCGGCUGGUACCGCUCUAUCUUCCCGGAUCGGACCCUGCCUGCACCGUUGCGACUCGACAGCAGAGAGGCAGCGGUGGAUAUUCACCAGCUACGGGCCGGCCACUGGAGCGUAUCAACACAGUACCUCCACCGCAUCGGCCGCCGGCCGACCCCCGACUGCCCCGGCUGCAUGGACACCGCCUGCCCUGCCGCUCGGUGUCUAGUGUGCGGGGAGGAGGCGGACACCCCGCAGCACGUCUUGCUGCGCUGCCCGUGCCUGUGCGGGGCCCACCUGUGGCUGGCGCGAUGUCUGCCCCGAUAUGCUGAUUACUCGACGUGCCCCGCUCCUCGAUGGAGCAUGUAUGGACUGCCUCAUUGCCGACUACUGGCAAUCCUUGAGUCCUAAUUGUCCCCUAGACAGAGGGCUGCCGUUGGGGACCGGGGUCGCGUUAUGCUCCUGCUGCUAAAUUAACAGGCCACAGGGUUACUCUUAAAAUGGAGUGGUUGCUGGAUAGCGUAGGACAUAUCGGGCUUAAAUAAUAUUUAUGAGAUCUGCGCUAGGAGCAACAUUUUUACUCGUGCCAACAAUCAUUCAAUGCGUCAGGUACAAUUAUGUUGUUGACUGAAUUGAAUGUGUGUAAGGAUAUGUAUGAGUUGUACUCGUAAUUUUAUUGUGUCCUGUAUUUGUUCAUGAGUUGUGUGAGGGUCAGUGAACUCUCUCCUGCGUGGCCUUAGUGAUCCGAACCGGGUUUUUGACGUUCAAUAAACGACCGAUGAUCUA
Molecule: messenger RNA, 4385 nt
Organism: Amphibalanus amphitrite
Lineage: Eukaryota; Metazoa; Arthropoda; Thecostraca; Balanomorpha; Balanidae
Exons: 2
Coding region: 2399-3931 (510 amino acids)
Molecular function (GO): nucleic acid binding; RNA-DNA hybrid ribonuclease activity
Source: RefSeq, a predicted model, not a curated record